Molecule: messenger RNA, 2724 nt
Organism: Pochonia chlamydosporia 170
Lineage: Eukaryota; Fungi; Ascomycota; Sordariomycetes; Hypocreales; Clavicipitaceae
Product: response regulator
Exons: 2
Coding region: 1-2724 (907 amino acids)
Biological process (GO): osmosensory signaling via phosphorelay pathway
Cellular component (GO): Mcs4 RR-MAPKKK complex
Molecular function (GO): phosphorelay response regulator activity; protein kinase activator activity
Source: RefSeq, a predicted model, not a curated record
AUGGCGUCCGAUAUUGCAUCUCGCAUCAAGGCGCGGUUGUCAAGGAGGCGACACUCAACAACUCCAUCGUUGGCGUCGUCUCAAAGCGGGCUUGGAGAAGCAUCGGCAUCGUCUGCUCCCAGCCAGAGUAGUCGUGAAGCAUCAUUUGCCUCGCACGCGCAGCUUACGGCCAGCCAGACCAGCGACGAACAAGCGGAAGCAAUUGGCCAUGGAGCUGUCGCCGGACCUACUAGAGAGACCAGCGAAGCGAAUGAGACGAAAAAGCUGCAUGUGAAUAAACGACAGCAACGUCCUGGUCAUAGCGUUGGACAUGAAGGCGACGGGGAGCAUCGUGGUCCACUGUCUCCAGCGGCAAGAGCAACAAGCGAUCAGGACCACAAACAGGGCAGGAGCGAACCAACAAACGCAGGGAACGCUCCAGGCGGCGCAGCAGACAAGAAGCCGCUGGAAGGUCCCCUGGGCGGUUCCCCGGAGGCCGCUGAAACAAGCUCUCCACAGCAGCAAAUACAGGGCCGACCACUGUCACAGCCCCCCGCGCCACGGCCACAUGCACAGAGGUCACUAUCUUUCAUGGGCAACAUUGACGAGGACACGGACUCUGCCCAAAUGCAGGACCCGCCUCGCCAAGCUGUUGUCCACACCCAACAUGAACCUGAACCUGGGCAUGCUGGUCUUUCAUCUCGAUCUCGUCUUCAUCCUCAUCCCCCACAACAACUCGUAAAUCCUGCUCCUCAUUUGCCGCCCACAUCACGAUCGAUCCCGUCGCCAGCGUCGUCCCCAGCACGAGCAUCUCAUAGCUCUCCUCCGACUUCAGUUGACCGUAGCUCCCCCCAACGUGGUGCUGGACGGACUCAUAACUUGCGCCUCUCCGACCUUACCCCGUCGUCAAGCUCAGGAGCCAAGCCGUCCGCUUCUGGCCUGCCACCUCCCACGUAUGGUGGUGACGACCUCGAAGUCGAUCCCCUUCAACGCCCGCCGCAACAUGGCCGUGAACCCGACCAGCUGAGCUUUGCAUCCUCGUCUGCAGUUGCAUCAGCAUCUGCUACCUCAUCAGCCGAUAGCCCUGCGUCCUUCGUUACGGCCGAACCGCAAUCUCCCCGCCGACAGAGCCUUUUUGCCAGCAGGCAAACGAGCUUGAUCAAGACUCUUCUCCGAUCCAGUCAACCACAGGGUGCUGCGGACACAGAGCAUCGACACUCCAUAGAUACCAAUAUGGUGACCCGAAAGAUCUGGGUCAGGCGCCCCAAUGCCUCUGCCACAACAAUCACGAUAAACGAAGAGGACCUGGUCGACGAUGUGCGAGACAUGAUUCUGCGAAAAUAUGCAAACUCGCUGGGCCGAACCUUUGAUGCUCCAGAUCUCGUCAUUCGUAUACACCCUCGAGACCAGGAGAAGGAGCGAGUCCUUGGCCCAGAGGAAGUGAUGGCUCGAACAUUGGAUACUUACUACUCAGGCGGGCAGACGGUUGACGAAGCUCUCACAAUUGAUAUCCCUCGACGAACCCCAAAGGCCUCCCCACGCGUACCGAUGCCACCCGGAACUACAACUACAACCUACUACAUUACCGACGACGGACGGCCCUCAGAAGCCGGCGAGGGUUACUUUCCCCCAGUCAUGACGGUGCCAUCACCACAUGCUGCACAUGCAGUUCCAGUAACAGCGCCCAACGGUACUGUAUCACAUUCGAUCGCUGUCAUAGGAACCGGCCACAUCCCUCCGAUUCCGUCGCCCGGCGGCACCAGAUCACGGCUGUAUAGAGAACGGCCAGAUCGUCCAAGGUUAAAUAGGACCCAUACAUCCUCGCCCACACUUCUGGCCGGCCAUACCCCUGGUCCUCAGACCUCCGGGACCAGCAACCACGGUACGCAGAACUUUGUCCCACGGAUGCCUCAUUCUCGAACUCAUUCAAGCUCUUCAGAUCAUCCGUCCGGACUCCCGACAGUAAAAACCCCAAUGGCCAAGUCACCUGGCCCCGACCCCACCCCCGCCAGAGUUGCCACGCCGCCCCCGCGAACGUCUUCCCCGAGGGCACCCAGCGCUCGCCUGAGACGGAGCAAGAAAAGUUCGGAAUACUCGAAACCGGUCAAUGUCCUGAACGGGAGUGUACCCCCAAUCAAUGUUCUCAUCGUCGAGGACAACCCCAUCAAUCUGAAGCUUUUGGAAGCGUUCGUGAAGAGAUUAAAGGUGCGGUGGCAAACAGCCAUGAAUGGUAAGGAUGCUGUGAAGAAGUGGAGGACCGGCGGAUUCCAUCUUGUCCUGAUGGACAUUCAACUGCCAGUGAUGAACGGCCUUGACGCCACGCGGGAGAUAAGAAGACUUGAAAGGGUCAACUCUAUCGGUGUUUUCACCUCAGCACCUUGCAGUUCGACUGGCAACGAUGAGGACGACAUCAAUGAACAGGAUCGACUGCAGAAUCUUUCCCUUUUCAAGAGCCCAGUCAUUAUUGUGGCCUUGACCGCCAGUUCGCUACAGAGCGACAGACACGAAGCCCUGGCUGCCGGAUGCAACGACUUUUUAACCAAGCCCGUCAACUUUGUGUGGCUUGAACGCAAGGUCAUGGAAUGGGGUUGUAUGCAGGCACUCAUCGACUUUGAUGGCUGGCGUAAGUGGAAGGAAGCGUACUCGCAACAAAACGAAGAGCGAGAGGCUGCCAAGAAGGCCCAGGCAGCUGCAAAGGCCAAAUCAAAAAAGAACCGAGCAUCACUCUCUGCGGCAGCGGAGUAG